This is a messenger RNA of Drosophila subpulchrella, 4310 nucleotides long. RefSeq lists its product as uncharacterized. The record is from RefSeq and is a predicted model, not a curated record. The transcript is spliced from 7 exons. Lineage: Eukaryota; Metazoa; Arthropoda; Insecta; Diptera; Drosophilidae. The coding region runs from base 207 to 3119 and encodes 970 amino acids.
AAAACAGUCGCCAGCCAGUAAUCCACUAGAGCGCGUUCGGGCACGGACCAGUGUUAGAGACAAGUCUGGUCUCAGAUCACAAAACUCAACAAAAUAAUUCGGCAUUUAGUAGUAAUUUGAAAAAACCCCAACCAGGCGUCGGAAUCGCGACUCAAACGGAAAAACCCGAAACCAAUUUAGAGCCCGGCGCGGAACUGCCAAGCGAAAUGAACCUGGAGCAAGGGCCAAUUUCGGCCAGAAGAGGACAGCUGGGUCUGCUGGCCACCCUCCUGAUCCCGAUCCUCCUCCUCGGCGGACAGACGGCGGCCCAGUCCAAUUAUGUGCAGCACGGCGAUAGCAGCAACUACACCACCAACGGACUGCCCGAGGAGGCGACUCUCGACGGCAAGGUGACCAAACUGGACGACAUCAGUCCGCUGAUAUUCCUCAACCGAACGAAGGCUGCUCUUAACUGCGCUGCAGGAUCCAUGCAGGUCGAUCUCAAGUUCAACGAUCCAUUCCAUGGCAUCAUCCAGGCUGACUACGAUCGCAGCAGUGCCUGCCGCGUGAGUGGAAAAGGAGCUCUGAGCUACCGACUCGAGUUGCCGCUGAAAGGAUGCGGUACCAUACAGAACCCCACCCGUGUGUUCACCAACAACAUCAUCGUUCGGUUCCACGCCAAUCUGGAGAUGGAUGGCGACGAGAUCAUCACGAUAGUCUGCCGUUAUCCUCCUCCAGUGCCCUCGCUGCCACCCGCACUUCCAGCUCCAAUUCUGAACCCGAUUGCCACCAGCUCCGUGCUGCAGCCGCCGCUGAAGAGCAUCCAGAUCCUGAUGAUCAUCUGCGCGAUCAUGUUCCUCACCCUGCUGCUCCUGGGACUCGCUGUUUCCUACUACUGUCUGCGCAGUCGCUCCAUUCCGGUGGUGCGCCGCCUGCCCAUGAGCAUGGGCAGUGGAUCGGAGAUCACCAAGCUGAGUGGCAGCAGUGUGGGCAACAUCAGCGCCUUCGAGGGCGUCAAGAUACCGCGAGCACACGCUGCCCUCCAGGCGGUGUACAGCUCCUCGGGCAGCGAGGGAGCCCUCAUUCCCUCGGACUAUCCCAGUGAAUCGCACUCGGAGAUUGAGGAGAUCGACACAAGAUCGCUGCCCUUCAGUUCGGCGGGUAGCUUCGAGAAUCGCGCCUUUGUCCAUGAAACGUCAAGCAUCUACAGUGAUCACUAUGUUCCCGCCCAGGAGCUGCCGUCGGCGAAUGCGGUGAUGACCACCACGGCCAUGACCCGCCACUCCAUACCCAUCCAGGAGGCCGUGGCCGCCGAUUCGCCCAAGUUCGAUGUCCAGGUGAGGGUGAAGAAGAGCCCGCCGCCGCCACCAUCGCCGGUGACCUCGGAUACGGAAAGUGUGGCCACUCUGCGUCCGGAUCGGAACAAUCUGUCGACCAUUAUGGAGGCCUACGAAGAUCGGGAGAGCGUCCUGACCAUGGACUCACUGCCGCCGCAGGUGGAGACGAUGCACUCGCAGUUCACCUAUGUGCCGGAACUCCAUCCCGCGCCGCAGGUGCCCCAAAUGAUCCCACCUCCAGUCAUUGCCGAACCCAAGUUCUCUGUCUACACUCGCACCCAUCACGAGGUGGUGGAUGGUCGACCGGAGAACUGGUCAGAUUAUACCGAUGGACCGGCGCCCAGUGAGAUCACCGACCUGUCCUCCGAGGCUCCAGACAUGACGGUGGUGGACACGAUGCACUACUACGAGGAUGAGUUCCUGCCAGCGGUGGUGACCUUGCCGCCGCCGGUGACCUCGCACACCGUAGACGAUGUGUACCUGCGCACGGUGACCGAAAAGAAGACCAUCGAGGAUAUCGAGAGCCACAAGCGUCGGGUCACCGAGUACAAGAGCAAGCCGAGGGCACCGCUACCACCACCACCACCGCCCCAGGUGGAUCCCAAGUUCGAUGUGCGGGUGAGGAACUAUCCCAGCGAUCGGGAGCAGCAGAUGUGGGAGAACUUCUCGGACAUCUCCAGUGCCUCCGGCCUGACCCUCACGCCCAAGAUGGAGCGCAGUGAGCUGAGUCUGCCGCCGGCGGAGCUCCCAGCCCAGAUCCAUGACAACAAACUGAAGCUGACCAGUCCCGAGCUGGUGGGCAACAUGAAGCCCAUUGAGGUGCCGCCGCAGGACAAGGAUGUGCCCAACUGGGAUGUGCUCAUCCGCAUCCUCGAGGAGCCGGAGAUGUCUGAGGUGGGCAACGACGAUGUCAGCUCGGUGCACAAUCUGAGCUACGACGACCGGGCCAAGUGGAAGGAGAUCAUCACCACGCAGUCCUCGCUGCGCACCAUGCUCACCGAGGCGGUGGUGCGGGAGGACUUCGAGCGGAUCCGCCAGGACACGCGGUACGAGCAUGUCUUCGAGCCGCAGACCUGGGAUGUGAUCAUCAGGAUCCUGGCUCCGCCCGACCACGAUGAUCCCGAUGUGGAGAUGCGAACGCCGAGACGCGGCAAGAAGGCAUCGCCGCAGCCAUGGGACACCCGAUCCCGGCGCAGUUCCCUGCCCACACUCUAUGAGUACGACAGCGAUGGUGGGUCGAGUGUGAGGACCAUCCGGAAUGAUCCCGGCAUGGGUGGCAUCCUAAUGCCAGGUGGUGGUGUGGGACCUGGCGGUGGACCCGGUGGACCCUUCAAUCUCCAGCGAUCGCGCCGCAGCUCGCGCACUUCCUAUCAAACGGAUCACAACGACUUCCGUUCCAUGUCCGAGGUGACCGUGGACUUCGGACGCCCCCAGAUGGAUGCCCAUCCGGAUAAUGUGAGCGAUGCCAGCAGCUACUAUAGGAUGCAGUACUACGACGAUGACGACCGACGCUCCUUCCACCGCUCCCUCAGCCAUCCGUCGCUGGCCCGAUCCGCCAGCGAGUUCACCGAGCACUGGACUGCCCCCGAGGAGUUGGAGGUGGAGGUCUCCUCGCCGGAGGGCACGCCGCACACUCGCCGGGCUCGACAGCCCCUGCCGUCGAAUCAGCUGGCCUUAACCGGAACUGGAAGGACCGGCGAGCGUAUUGUGGCCCAGAGCCAAACGCAAAGUGAGUAUGUGGAGACCCAUCGAAGGGUCUACCAUGCCGAAAAGGAAAUGCCCUUGCCACCGCGCAAGUGGUAAGAAGAUCACUGGAUCGGUGGAGUCCCUUAAAAUUAAUUAACAAUCGAUGAAGCACACCGUUCCGAAGAAAGGGUUUUCAAACGAGAAAAACUCCAUAUCACAGACGAGUGUUCCGCCACCAUUCUUCUUCUCAUCGGAAUGAAAGGAUGGUAGGCAGAUCAGACCUGUUUUACGAAUGCCCCUUACAUUUAAUUCGCAUUAAUGGGUCAUAUGAGUACAUAACCUUACAAUAAUUAACAAACGUGCCAAUUACAAUUGCCUGACAAAGUAAGCCACUAUAAAGAAACACUUGAAUGUCAGUUCGAAGCGGAUGAUGUUGAAGGACCAUAAUCAGAACAGACUAGAGUUAUAUUUUUUUGAUAUUUCAGUUUGUGAAGAAGCGUCCAAGCACUUAAAUUCCAAAUUUUCUCAAGUGGUAUUUCUGAGAUUUCGCAUUUAAUCAAAUAUGUUCUGAGGAAAGUAGCAAGAUAGAUAAUUAAAAAGAUGGUGUGUGAAAGUUGUAAUUUUAGUUAAAAGUGUUCUUUAGAUGUUACGCUGCCGUUGAUCUUUUUUUGAUAGGAAAUUCGUAUGUGCAGUCACAACAUGGGGCCUAGCAUCCUUACUCUUCUUAAUUAACUAGUAAAACUUCUCAAUAUAUCGUCGAAAUUAGGUAUCCUAUUUUUUUCUAGUUACAAAUGUAUAUAUGUAUAUAUACAAAGAUCAAACUGCCACAUGCACACGAUUUUGAACAGAUUCGAGGAUCUUCACUUUUGAAUAUAUACUCCAGGUGGGAUAGAUACACAGGUUUGAAAUGAAAGUAUUACUACAGAAUAGUAUUUCCAAAUGCAUCGUCUUCUUGAUACUUAAACAUUGGAAUAUCCUAAUUAAACGAACGACAUACAGCAUACCGAUUACAGAUAACAGAUCGAUGAUAUACGGGGCCUCAAUUGGAUUGAUUCCUUUCUGAAAGGAUCACACAAUACUUUCUCACGAUUAUCAAUUUUUUCGUAACAUAGUACUAAUCCGUCCAAGACAUAGACUGUAAGUGUAAUUGAUAAAUAAUAAUUGAUAAUAAUACGCGAUUACGACAUGCUACAGCCUUAUAAACAAACUUACAUAUUCGCUUUCGGUUAGCCAAGCCUUUCGAAAAUGUGUGUAAUCUAAAACAAUUUGAAAUAAAUUAUAAAUAAAUAAAUAUACCCACUAACAAAG